Molecule: messenger RNA, 5907 nt
Organism: Erinaceus europaeus (western European hedgehog)
Lineage: Eukaryota; Metazoa; Chordata; Mammalia; Eulipotyphla; Erinaceidae
Gene: EMSY
Product: EMSY transcriptional repressor, BRCA2 interacting
Exons: 21
Coding region: 384-4349 (1321 amino acids)
Biological process (GO): regulation of DNA-templated transcription
Cellular component (GO): nucleoplasm
Source: RefSeq, a predicted model, not a curated record
ACUACAGCCCCAGCCUUCCUCGCGCGUGCGACUGCCCACCAAAAGCGAAAGAGGAGGGAGUGUAGGUUCAGACUACACCUCCCAGCACACCCCGCGACACCUCGCCUUUCCUUUCAAAACGCGGAGGAAAAGAGGGACCGGGAGAAUGGAAGCCUCCUGGUGUCCGUUCUCAGAAAGGCGGGAAAGGCGAACUACACUUCCCGACGGCCAGCGCGCGUUUGCGCCUGCGCUCUGAUACCUGUCGCCAUCUUGCCCGUUCUGAGGCACAGCAAACAAACCCAAUUCCUGGUGUCCCCUAGUCUUGGCGGAGGAGCCUUUUAGAUGAGCCCCGAAAGGCCGGGCAGGGAAGACAAGCUCUUUGGGGCUACCAAAAAGAAGCAGCAAUGCCUGUUGUGUGGCCAACCCUUUUGGAUCUCAGCAGGGAUGAGUGCAAAAGGAUUCUUCGAAAAUUGGAAUUGGAGGCAUAUGCUGGAGUUAUUAGUGCACUUCGGGCACAGGGAGAUCUCACCAAGGAAAAGAAAGAUCUUCUUGGAGAACUCUCAAAAGUUCUUAGCAUCUCAACAGAGCGCCACCGUGCUGAAGUUCGGAGAGCAGUAAACGAUGAACGGUUAACAACAAUUGCACAUAAAAUGAAUUUAUCCUUAUAUUUGGGUGAAAGACCAAGUUACAGUAUGUCUGGACCUAAUAGCUCUUCAGAAUGGUCCAUUGAAGGUCGCCGAUUGGUGCCACUGAUGCCCCGACUGGUUCCCCAGACUGCCUUCACUGUUACAGCCAAUGCUGUUGCCAAUGCAGCUAUCCAGCACAAUGCAUCUCUUCCAGUGCCUGCAGAAACAGGAAGCAAGGAAGUAGUGGUUUGCUAUUCCUACACAAGUACCACGUCAACCCCAACCUCUACCCCUGUUCCAAGUGGCAGCAUAGCAACGGUUAAGUCUCCAAGACCUGCCAGCCCUGCCUCCAAUGUAGUUGUCUUGCCAAGUGGAAGUACUGUUUAUGUCAAAAGUGUUAGCUGCUCAGACGAAGAUGAAAAACCCAGAAAACGAAGGCGGACAAAUUCUUCAAGCUCCUCGCCUGUUGUUUUAAAGGAAGUUCCAAAGGCAGUUGUUCCGGUCUCAAAGACAAUCACUGUGCCUGUGAGUGGCAGUCCCAAGAUGAGCAACAUCAUGCAGAGCAUUGCCAACUCCUUACCACCUCACAUGUCUCCUGUGAAAAUAACCUUCACCAAACCAUCAACACAAACAACAAACACAACAACCCAGAAGGUUAUUAUAGUGACCACAUCACCAAGUUCAACGUUCGUGCCCAAUAUUCUCUCCAAAUCCCAUAACUAUGCAGCAGUCACUAAGCUUGUACCAACCUCAGUUAUUGCUUCUACAACCCAGAAGCCACCAGUAGUUAUCACUGCUUCACAGUCCUCUCUGGUUAGUAGUAGCAGCAGCAGCAGCUCUACACCUUCGCCUAUUCCCAGUACAGUUGCAGUAACAGCUGUGGUAUCUUCCACACCAUCUGUAGUCAUGUCAACAGUAGCACAAGGUGUAUCUACAUCAGCAAUCAAGAUGGCAUCAACCAGACUUCCUUCACCUAAAAGCUUAGUGGGUGCCCCAACUCAAAUUAUUGCACAGUUUCCUAAACAGCAUCAACAGUCUCCUAAGCAGCAGUUACAUCAAAUACAGCAGCAGACACAGCAGCAGGUAGCCCAGCCUUCUCCAGUGUCUCAUCAGCAACAACCUCAGCAGUCUCCUUUGCCACCUGGUAUUAAGCCUACCAUUCAAAUCAAACAGGAAUCAGGUGUUAAAAUCAUCACACAGCAAGUUCAACCAAGUAAAAUCUUACCCAAACCAGUGACAGCAACUCUUCCCACAAGUAGUAAUUCCCCUAUUAUGGUGGUUAGCAGUAAUGGCACAAUUAUGACAACGAAACUGGUAACCACUCCUACUGGCACACAGGCAACCUAUACUCGGCCAACAGUAAGUCCAUCAAUCGGUCGGAUGGCUGCAACCCCUGGAGCUGCAACCUAUGUGAAAACUACCAGUGGCAGCAUCAUUACAGUGGUACCCAAGUCAUUAGCUACCUUGGGGGGCAAGAUAAUUAGCAGUAAUAUAGUUUCUGGAACGACUACCAAAAUCACUACAAUCCCAAUGACUUCCAAACCCAAUGUGAUUGUUGUGCAAAAGACUACAGGAAAAGGAACCACCAUUCAAGGCCUCCCAGGCAAAAACGUUGUCACAACAUUGCUAAAUGCUGGAGGAGAAAAGACUAUUCAGACUGUGCCAACAGGAGCAAAACCAGCUAUCAUCACUGCUACAAGACCCAUCACCAAAAUGAUUGUAACACAGCCAAAAGGUAUAGGGUCCACAGUUCAACCAGCAGCCAAGAUCAUUCCAACAAAAAUUGUUUAUGGGCAGCAAGGGAAAACACAGGUUCUUAUUAAACCUAAACCAGUGACAUUUCAAGCAACAGUUGUUAGUGAGCAAACAAGGCAGCUGGUUACAGAAACUUUACAGCAAGCAUCCAGGGUAGCAGAGGCUGGUAAUUCAUCUGUUCAGGAAGGAAAAGAAGAACCACAGAGUUACACAGAUAGUAGUUCCUCUUCUGCAGAAUCCUCCCAAAGUUCCCAAGAUUCUCAGCCUGUAGUUCAUGUAAUUGCUUCUCGGCGUCAGGACUGGUCAGAACAUGAGAUUGCAAUGGAGACUAGCCCCACUAUAAUUUAUCAGGAUGUAUCCAGUGAGUCACAAUCAGCUACUUCAACAAUCAAAGCAUUAUUAGAACUCCAGCAGACAACAGUAAAAGAAAAAAUGGAAUCUAAGCCAAGACAACCUACUAUUGACUUGAGUCAAAUGGCAGUGCCUAUUCAGAUGACCCAGGAAAAGAGACAUUCUCCUGAGAGUCCAUCAAUUGCUGUGGUAGAGUCAGAACUAGUUGCUGAAUACAUCACUACUGUCAGCCAUCGCUCCCAGCCCCAGCAGCCCUCCCAGCCCCAGCGGACCUUGCUGCAGCAUGUGGCCCAGUCACAGACCGCAACCCAGACUUCAGUGGUGGUGAAGUCCAUCCCAGCAUCGUCCCCUGGAGCAAUCACCCACAUAAUGCAGCAGGCAUUAAGCAGUCACACUGCUUUUACCAAACACAGCGAGGAACUUGGAACAGAGGAGGGCGAGGUUGAAGAGAUGGACACUUUAGAUCCUCAGACCGGUCUGUUUUACCGAUCUGCCCUGACUCAGUCACAGUCAGCUAAACAACAGAAACUUAGCCAGCCCCAGCUGGAACAGACUCAGCUGCAAGUGAAAACUCUGCAGUGCUUCCAGACUAAACAGAAGCAGACCAUCCACCUGCAGGCAGACCAGCUCCAGCACAAACUCCCGCAAAUGCCCCAGCUUUCCAUCAGACAUCAAAAGCUCACCCCUCUCCAGCAAGAACAAGCACAGCCCAAGACAGAUGUACAGCACACACAGCAUCCCACGGUGGCCAAAGACAGGCAGCUUCCUACCUUAAUGGCACAGCCCCCGCAAACUGUAGUACAGGUGCUUGCAGUGAAAACCACGCAGCAGCUCCCUAAACUGCAGCAGGCUCCGAACCAACCAAAAAUCUACGUGCAACCCCAAACCCCCCAGAGCCAAAUGCCGCUCCCAGCCUCGUCAGAGAAACAGCCGGCAAGCCAGGUGGAGCAGCCAAUUAUAACCCAAGGAUCCUCUGUUACAAAGAUAACUUUUGAGGGGCGCCAGCCUCCUACAGUUACAAAGAUAACUGGUGGCAGUUCUAUGCCUAAGUUGACAUCACCAGUUACAAGCAUAUCUCCCAUUCAGGCCUCUGAGAAGACAGCAGUGUCAGAUAUUUUGAAAAUGUCUUUGAUGGAAGCUCAGAUUGAUACCAAUGUAGAGCACAUAGUAGUGGACCCCCCAAAGAAGGCUCUUGCCACUAGUAUGCUCACUGGUGAAGCAGGAUCAUUAUCCACCACUCAUGUGGUGGUAGCAGGGAUGGCGAAUUCCACACCCCAGCAACAAAAGUGUAGAGAGUCCUGUUCAAGUCCAUCUGCUGUUGGUCCUUCCCUAACAACAAGGAAAAUCGAUGCUCCAGGAGUGCCUACGGCAGGCCAGUUCAUGCGUAUUCAGAAUGUAGGCCAAAAGAAAGCUGAAGAGAGCCCAGCAGAAAUUAUCAUCCAGGCCAUACCCCAGUAUGCUAUUCCUUGUCAUUCCAGCUCCAAUGUGGUAGUAGAGCCCAGUGGGCUCCUUGAGCUAAACAACUUCACUAGUCAACAGUUGGAUGAUGAUGAGACGACAAUGGAGCAGGACAUAGACAGUAGCACAGAGGAUGGAACUGAGCCCAGUCCCUCUCAGAGUUCUGCUGAACGGUCCUAGUGUUUUGGACACAAGAGUGCACUUUAAAAACCUACUUGGUUACCAAGUGUCCAGGGAAGCCCAUGUAUUUUGAUGUCUGAAGAGAGCACUUUGCCCAUGCUUAUGCUGUGGACCCUGAAACAGCAGUGUUUCAACAAGAAUUGCUGCAGGAGCAGCAUUUUAAAGCAACUCACAGGGGAAUGUACUUUUUUUUAUAUAUUAAAAAAAAAAGGAAAAAAUAUAAGAUGCACAUCUAUAGUAGCAUAAGACCUGAUAUUCUUUCUCUGUUGGAUCAUGGCCAAUGGAAAAGUUUGUCUUGCAGUCAAAAGUUCCUUAGCUGGUUUCUACUAAGCAAAACACCACCAAAAAAGGAGAAUGUGAAAAGUUUGUAUUUUGAAACUGUGCGUCAGGAACAGUUUUUUUUAACUUCUUGUAUGUUUUUGCAAAUCCCUGAAAGUAUUGAAGUCAUUAACAUUUUACAUUUGCUCAAUUUAUAGUUUAUAAACAACUAGGGAAAAAAAAAACUGGCAUUAAAGAACCCUUGUUAGAUGGUGGAAAUCAGAUUCCUAACCAGUGGGAAGUGCUUUGGGGUGGCUUGUACAUUCUCACCAAUUGUAUGCUAAUUUAUUGUAUUGUUCCUUUGUGUUCUAGGCAUACUUACCUUCUAUUUAUUUAAAUGUAAACAUUUCAAAGCUGACCCAUAUUUCUUCUGACAAAUUUUCUAUAAACGAGGAUUCCCUAUCCUUCUUACCUCCUGCUUUCCUUCCCUCUUUUAAGAAAACUUGCAAGAAAGUGUUUCAUUGUAAAGCAGAGGAAAAGAAGCAUUUUCUGGCUCAAAGGAAAUGUUCACUUAUAUUCAGGAAAGCAAACUAUUCAUAUGAUGCUAUAUUAACCUUGAAAUUGCACAUUCAUGUUGGACUGAAACUGAAAAAAAAAAAACAUUUUUUGCAUACUUUUGUUUAACCCUUUCAAAAUGUAUGAACAGUUUAUUUACAGUUCUAAGUGUUAUGUUUUUAAGCAUUCUACCUUUUUAGGACACAGUUUGUUUAAGCAAUAUGUUUGGUCUUGUGGUCACUGUCACAAGUAGAAUGAUGGGUAAGAGGGUGGGAGGGCUAAGUGUUGGUCUUGACAAGUUGUGGCAAAGGAAAUUAUUCUUUUCAUUUAAAAAUGUAAAUAGAAAUGUUUUUUAACAGUUUUAUAGAGAUUUCACUAUAAAUAAGCAUUUUAAGACUGACAAAUGUUGAACUGUACAUACAUCUAUCAGCAUAACUGCCCAAUUUUUUGGUGCUGAAGUACUGUAAGUAGAAUUAAUCAACAGUCUCCUGAUUUUUGCAUCUGUAUCUGGGGGGGGGGAACUGUGAUAUUAUAGUUAAUAAAUCCCCAGAGUGACACUGAAGAGUUAAACAAGCAUUUAUAAGAUGCUGUGAUAUCUGGUAGUUGUUAUUAUUUCUAGGUGAUCACGACUGACCCGUAGAUGGAGCUGUUGGAUGCUAUUUUAUUGUAUAAAAAGAGACUUGGUGACUGUCUUUUAGUUAGUUUUUUUAACCUGUCAGGUUCAUAAACCUCUUUAACAGUCUGA